Messenger RNA from Ctenopharyngodon idella (grass carp), 1428 nucleotides. RefSeq lists its product as uncharacterized. Gene Ontology annotation, molecular function: nucleic acid binding; zinc ion binding. The transcript has 2 exons. Lineage: Eukaryota; Metazoa; Chordata; Actinopteri; Cypriniformes; Xenocyprididae. The coding region runs from base 70 to 1428 and encodes 452 amino acids. The record is from RefSeq and is a predicted model, not a curated record.
GUAAGUACUAUUGCUGUGUCCACAUGCUCUUGGCUGAUGUAGGUAAAAUAUAACAAUUUGGCGACAAGGAUGGCGGCUUCUGUCCCUGCUCCUGCUCCAUUUUUACCCUGCCCAGAUGGAUGGACUGAUGCUAGACUCUUUUAUACUUUGCCUAACACUGGGACAACCAUGGCAGAAGCUAUGACAGCAUUGGAGAUGCAUUUUGUCCCGAAGGUUAACAUGGUGGCUUGUCGUCAUGCAUUCCGACAGAGACCGCAAAGAGCCGACGAAAGUGUUAUGCAAUACAUUGCUGUGCUACGUGAUCUGGCUGUUCCAUGUGUGUUUGGUGAGAUGGAGGACGAAAUGAUUAGAGAUAAACUGAUAGAGCAUGCACACCUAUGUCAAAUCAGAGACAGACUCCUGCUUGAAGAUGACCUUACCUUGCAACGGGCCGUGACUCUAGCAUGCGAGGUGGAAUCAGCGGUACAAAACGCAUCCAUUCUCAAUGGGGGUGUUGCUGCAGCUCCUGUUAAUGCAAUUCUUAAGUCCACUUCCCGACGUCUGCAACGAUUUCUUGACAGGAAAAAGCAGAGAAAGCCGCUUCCAGAGCCUGAUGGAACAAAACAGAAAAAGUCCUGCUUUAGGUGUGGCUCACAGUCCCAUCUUGCAAAUGCUAAAAAUUGUCCUGCAGCAUCAGUGACCUGUAACUCAUGUGGAAAAAAAGGACACUUCGCAAAAGUUUGCAAAUCUAUGUCUAAAGAAGUACAUGAACUUGAGAUUUCUGAGCUUUCUAUCUGUUACAUGAGUGAUGCGUCUGACAAGAUUUGUUGUAAAGUCCAUAUAGAAGCACCAGUUGGGAAUAAGAAAUGUGUAGAUUUAAUUGUGCACACUGGAUCAUCUGUGUCAAUACUGCCGAAACAACUCUACAAGGACUGUUUUGCUGAAUGCCCCUUGACGAAACCGAAAGCCUGCUUAGUCACCUAUUCGAAGGACAACAUCUCAGUACUUGGCUGUAUGCCCGCUUUAGUAACGCUAGGCAAGGUGACCACUUCUGCUACAUUUUACAUUGUUCAGGCAGGCUCCGCGCUAUUAGGCUUGGACUUAAUAAAGGCUCUAAAUUACCAGUUCGCGGGAAGAACGGUGGGUACCAUACCACCUGUUCCAGUGUAUGAAACGGAUAAAGAAUCAUCAAGUGCGAGUGGAUGUGUGAAAGGAUUCAUUCACAAAGUGCAGGUGAAUCCUAACGUUCCGCCAGUGCAGCAAAAGCUCAGAUGCCUCCCGCUGUGCGUACGAGAAGAGGUAUCUAGGGAGCUUCAGCGCCUCUUGCAAGCUGGAGUGAUUGAAAAAAUUAACGCAUCACCUUGGGUUUCACCCAUUGUGGUAACCCGAAAAAAGCAAGGAGGUAUUAGACUCUGUGUGGACUUACGUGAAGAUAAGAAGAUAAGAUAG